AUGUCAUCUAGGAGUAAACUAGAGAACAAAGAUUCUCGUGGGGACAUUCCCCACCUGCUAAAUGUUUUCCUGUGCAACGAUGGCGAUGGUUUAUCUGCAAAUGAAUCCAAGGAACAGGUCUUAAAUUGUACUCAAAAUGCCAACACAAGCUCCAUAGGCACCAUACCAUCGAAUGGCCUGGUCGAAAGCGAUGUGACGCCUGUUAUGACUCCCACACCGAAGGUCGGUGUCUACAAACCAAAUGAUAACGUCUGGCGCGUAUCUAAAGAAGCCACUAAGCGUGAUCGUACCUAUGUUGUGAGUGCCGAGGAGUAUCCUGAUUUGGGCCAGCGUCAGAAGAGAUCCAAACAACGUUCGCCGCCGACGCGUACUCAAGAUGACGGCGGCACUGAUUCGAGCCAUGCCAAAGGUUUUAGUCGCGUAAAAGAUGCGCCUGUGCUGGCCAACUUUUUGCCGGAUUUUAUGCUUUCGAAAUCGAGCAACAGCAAUCAUCAAGCGGUGACCACUUGGCUAUCGUCAGUACGUCCUAGCGACAGCCAAAAGUCUUCAAACGACCAGGCACGUUGCUCUUCUUCGACUACGAUGACACUGGUGAAAAAUGAUUCAGUACAGCCGCUUGCGCCAAAAAGUGCUGCCAAGUCUUCUCCUGGCGAGGAGAAUAUCCAACAGAAGCAGAAUACUCCAGCUAAUUCCCAACAGCAGGAGACAAGCCCGGCUAAUUCUGUCAUUCAUCAGGUGGAAACAACUAACUCUCCAAAGGAGCAGCAGAACAGUUCUGCCACUUCCUUACAGCAGCAGAAGAGUUCGGUCAAUUCCUUACAGAAGCGGAAGAAUUUGGUCAAUUCUUCACAGCAGCAGAAGAGUUCUGCCAGUUCCUUAAAGCAGCAGAAGAGUUGUGCCAGUUCCUUACCGCAACAGAAGAGUUCAGUCAAUUUUACUAUCAUACCGCAGAAGGUUUCCGUCAAUUCUUCACAGCAGCAGAAGAGUUCUGCCAGUUCCUUACAGCAGCAGAAGAGUUCGGCCAGUUCCUUACAGCAGCAGAAGAGUUGUGCCAGUUCCUUACCGCAACAGAAGAGUUCAGUCAAUUUUACUAUCAUACCGCAGAAGGUUUCCGUCAAUUCUCCACAGCAGCAGAAGAGUUCUGCCAGUUCCUUACAGCAGCAGAAGAGUUCGGCCAGUUCCUUACAGCAGCAGAAGAGUUGUGCCAGUUCCUUACCGCAACAGAAGAGUUCAGUCAAUUUUACUAUCAUACCGCAGAAGGUUUCCGUAAAUUCUUCACAGCAGCAGAAGAGUUGUGCCAGUUCCUUACCGCAACAGAAGAGUUCAGUCAAUUUUACUAUCAUACCGCAGAAGGUUUCCGUCAAUUCUCCACAGCAGCAGAAGAGUUCUGCCAGUUCCUUACAGCAGCAGAAGAGUUCUGCCAGUUCCUUACAGCAGCAGAAGAGUUCGGCCAGUUCCUUACAGCAGCAGAAGAGUUGUGCCAGUUCCUUACCGCAACAGAAGAGUUCAGUCAAUUUUACUAUCAUACCGCAGAAGGUUUCCGUCAAUUCUUCACAGCAGCAGAAGUGUUCUGCCAGUUCCUUACAGCAGCAGAAGAGUUGUGCCAGUUCCUUACCGCAACAGAAGAGUUCAGUCAAUUUUACUAUCAUACCGCAGAAGGGUUCCGUCAAUUCUUCACAGCAGCAGAAGAGUUCUGCCAGUUCCUUACAGCAGCAGAGGAGUUGUAUCAAUUCCUCGCAAUAUCAGAAGAGUUCUGCCAGUUCUUUACAGCAGAAGAGUCCUGAAAGUUCUUACCAAGUAAGCAAUUCUCAUAGCAAAUUCCGACAGCAGCAAAAGAAGAGUCCUGAAAAAAAUAAAGGGAGCCAAAAGAAUCAGAAAUCUCCUGGCAUUCAACACUCUUGGAAACAACAACAGGAGCAGCAGCAGCCAAAGAGUCUUCAGAAUUGUUCGCAAACUUCUGUUCAGCAGCAGCAACAGCAAGUGAACCCUAAUCAUAGUCAGUCGCAAUCAGGGAGACCUAUCAAGCCCACUUACUCGCACUCAAGGAGAGCUUUAGUUACAAACAAUUCUCCGGUACCAAUCAGCAUACAUACCGUUAACCACAGCCAGCAGACCAGAUUCCAGAUUCAAUCAUCGAGUCCCAGUGUUGUCCACAAUGAGGACGAGGAUGUUAUGCCGCCGACGCCCAACCAAAGUGAGAGAAGGCAGAAGAGGUUCCCACGUCGCAAUCACAACCACCGGAUGGUGCGCAGUCUGCAGGCGGUGAGUCGAGAGUUUACAGAAUCCUCGCCGGAGGGACCUUUAGGGGGAUUGCCGGAAAAAGAGGUUGUGCCGUACCAGCAACAUGAGCAUCCGCCCCAGGUGAAGCGCUCACCAGAAAUCCAACAGAACAGCCACAUUCAGCAAUUGCCUACGGUCAGCGCUUUAAAUUUAAAUGCUAAGGAGUUCAACCCUACCGCAAAAUGCAAUCCCCCCGACUCAGUGUGUAAAUUGAGCCGGAGACGUUGUCGACAGCGAUUUAUGCGAUCUUCACGCGCGAAACAACAGAACCAAAGCGAGCCAGGACCAAAUCCUGAAAGUGCCCCAGAACCAAUACUCGAAUGCACCUCUGAGAUAGGUGAUCAGCCACAACAGCCAGUCAACAUACCAAUCCAACCCAAUUUACCACCGGCACCGGCACUACCCAUGGUCUUCUUUGAUCAGCAGGCGGGAGUUAUAUGGAGCAACCCAUCACCAUACAUUCCGAUUGAAAUCCAAAACACCAGUGCCAGCCUGUCGGUUUUUCGGCUAGCCAGUCUCCCGUGUACAGGAGUUGGCACCCCCAAUAUGGAUAUAUUUACCAUAUCUCCACCCACUAUCCAGCAUAUCAGCUCCAGCCGCCUCCCAUCCAGCAUUUCCAGGACAACCCAGUUAUCGCAUACUCUCAGUUCGCCGCCGGUGGAGAACCAGCACCAGGAACAUUCAUGCAGCCACCAGGACGAGGACCUAAUGUACAGCCGGCCUCUGUUGGAUAUGGAUCAGGAGGAAACCCAGCCGGAGCAACAGGACCAGGAAUGGCAGUGGGAGUCGGAGAUGGAGCCCCCGAGGUUCCAGUCGAAGAAACAGGUCGUCGCCGACGCACUCGGCGAAAAAGACGCGCCCGUCGCUAAGGACGCAGGAUCACCACUAGAGCGUCAUAUGAUAUUUCGAGCCCCAUCGCAGCACGGCCAAGAAUAUCCCAAGCCGGAUCUAAACUGCGUGCCGUCCAGCAUCAGGAAACUACAUUACCUGAUCUCAUCACAGUAUUCUGACUACUCCUUCGUCUACGCCCUAAGUGCUCAGAUCUGUCAGGACUGUGUGCCCAUGGAUUGCUUUGUUUACCUGAAGAUGAUACUGCUGGCCAGUAUCGUUUCAAUCGAAUCUGAUGAGGUGCGGGCUCCAAUUUCCUUAUGCAUAAUCGCCAGCGACAGCCUGAUGGCCAGCCGUCUAAUGAACAAAGUGGGCCAACUGGCUCCACGUUUCCUGGGACCCCACGAAUACGGACUGCAGCCCACUUUCAAUGCCCUACCCUCGCGCUUUAAUUGGGUAGUGGCCAGUCCUUUACUAUUGGCCCAACAGGGUGUUUACUACGUCGGCGAUUGGAAUCGUCUGUCCAAGGAUCAGGGAUGCCAGCUGGAAAAGUGCGUCGAAAAUGGAGCGGUCCCAGUGGCGCAGUUGCACGUCGAUCAGCCCUUGAAGGCAGCCGUUUGGACUUACUGGCAGCCGAACAACUCCACCAAUCAGACACUGGCCCUCGCCAAAUUGUGCCCAAUCUUCGGUCUGCCUAUUUAUAUGGGUGGUCAGGUCAACAAUAGUCUCUGGCACUCCAUAAUUCAGAAGCACAACGCUGAGGGAGAAAUUGUGGUCAACGAUGGCUUGAACAUUCCCGAGGACGACAUGCGCAUGCUAAUACAUCUGUUGCAUCAGCGCAAGACCACCUUAACCGAUCCCGCUCAGCAUAUGCUGCAAAAGUAUUAUGUGAUCUCCCGGAAAGAGCGACCGAAUGUCUUCUCCAGCAAGACCUACAUAGUGCUGAAGCAAUUAGCUGAGUGCUUUGCCAAGCUGGCGCUGCGUCUGGAGGUCCUUGAAUCGGACGUUUGUGUGGCCAUCUACCACUGUGAGCAUUUCGUGCAGGGCAUUUUCGGGGCCAAAGAAAACCAGGCACCGCCGGCAGUCUUCAAUUUCAAUGUGAUCUCCUCCAUCGAUCCGUACAUGAACAAGUUUACACGCUGGCUACUUCAGUAUCUGAAUAGCUACGAGGACGAGGAGCUGGGGAUGCACGCGGACAAGAAGCGGCGCACAGAUAGCUGGGCCAUGCCCUAAACGCUUGGCAUAGAUCCCUAGACCAACUUGGCAUUCAUUUGGCCACUGGACCAAUUUUGAAUACCUUUUCUAGUUUUAUACGAUUGAAUUUACUGCACUUGUGUUUGUAAACAAAAUCGGCACUGAAGCCACUAGAUACUACACCUAACCAUUCACUACACAAACAACACCUGAAGCGUUCAAAAACGAAACCUAUAUUUGUAAGCAUUCACAAACAGACGCCACACACAGAUAUUCCCCAUCUCCUUCACAUUCCGUGAUAUAUAUGUUUUGUGUAUAUCGCAAGCUGAUCGCGGAUAGUUUUCAAAAUUUAGUUCCCGAAAAUCAGGAACCUGUUGGAAUAGUCUUGCACCGUUGCUAAUCGCUUAUCAACGAUGUUUUUGCAAAUUUUUUGGAAACUAAUUUGUAAAAUUGUUUUUGGUACAAGUAAUAAAAUUAAUGUGUGGCCAAGAA
Molecule: messenger RNA, 4794 nt
Organism: Drosophila simulans
Lineage: Eukaryota; Metazoa; Arthropoda; Insecta; Diptera; Drosophilidae
Gene: mei-218
Product: mediator of RNA polymerase II transcription subunit 15
Exons: 5
Coding region: 1-4341 (1446 amino acids)
Source: RefSeq, a predicted model, not a curated record